UGUUUAAAUUUAAACUAUUAUUAUAAAAGCAUAGCAUCACUUUCGUUGUCGAUGCCACCAUGUACGUUCCUCUCGUCGCUCUUAUUUUAGUAACCGCAGUUGCCACACCUGUGGAAGACUUCUCCACAGCUACCAAUCUCUUCGCUGCUGACAUCUACACCGAGCAAAUACAACUAGAAACCGGAAACACCGUCGUGAGUCCCUUUUCCGCUUCAGCGGUUCUAGCUCUUGCACAAUCCGGCGCCAAAGGGGAAACCGCGGAAGAACUAAAACAAGUUCUUCACCUACCACACGACCAAACGACAUUAACAGCGAUCCAAACAUACCACGAACUCUUCAACGAAAGCAAAUCGGUCUUCAGUGCCAAUAGAAUCUACGUCAACGAAGACUUCAAACUUAACGUCGACUUUCAACAAACCGCCAGAGACUUUUUCGGAAUUGGGGUUGAAAAUGUGGACUUCUCGCGGAAUGAAGAAGCUGCUGACACUAUUAAUAAGUGGAUUGAGGGUCAUACUAGUCACAAAAUCGGGGAUUUAGCUAAAUCGUCGAGUCUAUUUAGUAGUACUGCAGCGGUUUUGGUAAACUCGUUGUAUUUCAAAGGCUCAUGGACAAACAAAUUUGAUAAAACUAAGACGAAGAAGAGGGACUUUUACAAGACGCCUUCUGAUGUGGUGCAAGUCGAUACCAUGUUCGAUAAAAACCAUAGGUACUAUAUUGCUAAAAGCGACGUGCUCAAAGCCACGUUCCUGGCCAUGCCUAUCCAAGAGUGUCUCUGUUUCUUCAUAAUUGGUCUUCCGGAUGAUAAAGACGGUCUGGAUUUAUUGGAACAACGGGCUCAUGAAGUUUUCACGAAAAGAGACUUUGUGGAGCAGAAAGUGAACUUGUAUUUGCCAAAAUUCAUGGUUAAGAACGACAUCGACUUUACGGAAAUUCUUAAAAAGUUAGGGGUUACUAAGCUGUUUAGCGAAGACGCUGAUCUGAGUGGCAUUGUAGACCAAGGUGGUCUCCACGUAGACGAAGUUUUGCAGAAGUCUUUCUUUAAUGUUGAUGAGAAUGGGAUAGAAGCUGCUGCUACUACAUUGCUGGAUGCUACCUGGGCUUCGCUUGAUCAAGACACUCCUACGGAUUUUGUGGCAGAUCACCCCUUCGUGUUUUAUAUCUGGAUGAAUAAUGUGGUACUCUUUGCUGGACGAGUGUUGGAUCCGAGUCAGUAGUCUGCUUGCUUAACUUAGAAUAUGUUGUGUAGUUGUUCUUUAACUUCUCUCUUUUAAUAAAUCAUAGUAUGAAAUAAUAA
Molecule: messenger RNA, 1294 nt
Organism: Zophobas morio
Lineage: Eukaryota; Metazoa; Arthropoda; Insecta; Coleoptera; Tenebrionidae
Product: antichymotrypsin-2-like
Exons: 4
Coding region: 60-1214 (384 amino acids)
Molecular function (GO): serine-type endopeptidase inhibitor activity
Source: RefSeq, a predicted model, not a curated record